Perkinsus marinus ATCC 50983 is the source of this 2795-nucleotide messenger RNA. RefSeq lists its product as hypothetical. Gene Ontology annotation, molecular function: cysteine-type deubiquitinase activity. The transcript has a single exon. The coding region runs from base 1 to 2451 and encodes 816 amino acids. The record is from RefSeq and is a predicted model, not a curated record. Gene Ontology annotation, biological process: protein deubiquitination. Lineage: Eukaryota; Perkinsozoa; Perkinsida; Perkinsidae.
AUGGUCACAGAUAAGGCUUCAUUGGAGGUCCAUCAUACGCAGCAGGGGCGGACUUUGAACGGAGGAAGCGGCGGUCACGUAACAGUGGAUGGAGGCUCGGCGCUUCGUCCUCCUCUAUCAGCGGUGCCUGAGGGGGCGACUGUGAGUGGAGAUGCUGUUGGGCUGCGUGGGCAUACGGACAGCUCAGCGACGAGGGCUACUAGGGGUUUCUUCAACUUGGGUAACACGUGCUUCAUGAACGCGGCAUUGCAGUGUCUAGUUCAUACCGCACCUUUGCAGAAAGCUCUGAGGAAUAUGCCACCCCCGAGGGCUCAUGGAGGAACGCUCCCUCCAGCUAGGCGGCUGGUAGAGGCAUGUCGGACGAUAAUGGAAGAGCAAUGGGGAAGUGAAGAUUUACCUCACAAAGUGAUCACGACGUCUGAUGCGUACAAUCCAGAGGCUAUGCUCAAGGCCGUGCAGGAACUAAAUCCAAUGUUCCAAGGCUAUCAUCAGCAGGACUCACAGGAGUUCCUCCAUUGUGUGUUGGACGCUAUGCAUGAGGAGCUCAGGCGGCGAGUGCCGAGGUACCCUGAGGCAUACCUAGCUGUACAUAUGCCUGAGGAGUUACCUUCGCCGACGGCCUAUUCUAGUGUUGCUUCGGAAGCUGCGGGGUCGGAGUAUAGGGAGUCAUUCAGUGAGCAGUCGAGUUCUAGCAGUCAGAGUCAGUCACCGCCAUCAGUGGAGAAGUUGGCCGAGGAGACGUCUUGGUCUAGCCCUGUGAGUGACGCCUUCCUGGGUAAGCUUAUUAGCACGGUACGGUGUAUGCACUGCAAGAACAGUAGUACUACUAUUGAACCGGUUUAUGAUGUGUCUCUACCUAUUCCUAGUGCGCCGGUGGACUUCUCAAAGAUUUCUGGUGGGUCGUUUGCGGCCAGUCCGUCUAUGAAGGUGUGUAGUGGUUUCUGGGGAUGGAUGAAUUCGGCGAGGGCGUACCUAGGAGAUGCGAAGGUCUCCUUAUACGACUGCUUGGCUACGUUCUGCCAGAAUGAGGAGCUCACUGGAAGUGAGCAGUAUCAUUGUGAUUGCUGUGAGAAAAAAUGUGAUGGACGUAAAUUCAUAAGAUUCUACUCGACUCCUGAGACUCUGGUUAUUCACCUAAAUCGAUUUCGUUAUGACGAGGGCUGGUUUGGGCAGAAGAACUCUCGUGCGGUGAGCUUCCCGGUCGAGGAAGAACUGAACAUAGCGCAGUUCAUGCACAUGGAUUCGGCCUCUGCAGUGGCGAACAGGAGCGAGGUAGUGGGAGGUGUUGGCAAUCAGACUACUGCAUAUCGUUUGACGGGACUAAUACGUCAUAUUGGUUCUGUGGGGUCUGGCCAUUACGUUGCUUAUUGUCGUCAUGAAGAGACGGACGAGUGGUUGGAGUAUGAUGAUGCUAGAGUAACUAAGGUGGACUCUGCGCAAGUUGCGGGUUUUGAAGCAUAUGUUCUCUUCUACCAGAAGGUAGCGAGUCCAGCGAGGGCCAAUGUGGUUGCUGAGCUACGUAAGGCGGUGCAAGAGGGUCAACUGCCUGGCGAUUUUCCAAGGGUGUAUGUGCCGAGGCAAUGGACGAUACGGCUGCAGUAUAUGAGCCAUCCUGGGCCUAUUAAUACGUUUACUAUGAUAUGUCCGGAUAAGUGUGUGUCUGACGUGGAGAAGGAGGAUGCUGAGCAGAGGUAUGUCCCGGUCCCCUUGGAGUUCGGGAGGAAGUUGAAGACCUUGUAUGGUGGAGGACCGCUGUUGAGCAGCUUGGAUCCUUGUGAAAAGUGUAGUUACUAUGUAAAGGCAUAUUUGAGGAGACGUGCCACAGAGCAAGCCUUGGUGGGUAAGUAUGAUACGAAGGAUAUCAAGGAUGGAGAGUAUUGGUAUAUGGUGGAUGCUGUAUGGGUUAAUAAGUGGAAGAGUUAUAUUAAAAAGGCUCAUCUCGAUGGACCUAGUUUGGCGGACACAUCAGACGAUCCGGGGCCUAUUGAUAAUUCACGUUUGGUGGAGAUGUUGAAGAGUCGGAAGGCGUGCAAGGUUCGGCAUCAUUUCGUUGCUGUGAAUGGUAAAGUAUGGCAGCUAUUCGUCUUCUUCCACGGCUCUGAGGGACCGACGAUUUGCCGAGCGUCGUUGGACAUCUAUGGCCAGGUGGGUUGCGAGGAGCUGAUAUCGCCUCCACCGGCCGAGAUCGACCCGUCUCGGGGUGGGCUCACUGCGGCGGAGCGAAGGUCUAUUAUUGAACUAAGUCAUGAUUUUGUAGAUGGGGCUAGGGCAGAUUGGAGGGCGUAUUCGGCUGAUGGUGAAGGAGAGAUAGUGGACGAGUGCAACACGUCAACGUCGGCCAAUUCGGGUGCGGGGAAAGGCGAAGCGAAGUUACGGCCUUCAAAGGAGGUUACCUUAGAUGAAGCCCUAGUGGAAGAUAGUGAUGGCAAUGCUGCUCGACAGAGCCUUUAAGCCAUUCAUGUUGGGAUGUUGCUCACAAGCUAUAGCUGUCUCUAAUGGGGACUUGCGAAUUCCCUAUUCUGCCUGGUCUUAUUCUUACAUGGCCCACUCUAGAGUCGCCGCUGUCUAUCCGUCACAAGCUGUCAGUCGACUAUUUGUCCAUAGCUUGGUUCUGCUGAGGUUUUUAUUCUCUGCUAAUGUAUCAUUAUCACGGUAACCAAGUAUACUGUAACGCCACCACUGCUCGUUAUGGUCUGGUCCGUCGUGUAAAGGCUGCCGGAUGUUGUCUUGUCUGCAUCCUUCGUUGAUCUCGGCUUUGUGAAGCUGACGGUGCUCACAGUAUAAUUGUAGUUAUU